Messenger RNA from Dinoponera quadriceps, 3451 nucleotides. Its product is annotated as sister chromatid cohesion protein DCC1. NCBI's taxonomy places the organism in Eukaryota, Metazoa, Arthropoda, Insecta, Hymenoptera, Formicidae. Bases 167 to 1405 code for a protein of 412 amino acids. The record is from RefSeq and is a predicted model, not a curated record. Gene Ontology annotation, cellular component: chromosome, centromeric region; chromatin; nucleus. Gene Ontology annotation, biological process: mitotic sister chromatid cohesion; maintenance of mitotic sister chromatid cohesion. The transcript is spliced from 8 exons.
AGUAUUACAUAUACGAGGACAGGGUCUAUUAGGGUUAGGCCUGUGUCUAAUGUAUUAUAUAGAUGCUAUGCACAGAUAUCCUUAAAUUUUUCUGUGUACUUCCGGCCUGAGACAAAUCUUUUAUUUUUCGUUAGCAAAAUUUUACAAUAUCAAUAAGCAGCAGAUAAUGGACGAACAACAACAGAAAUGUAUGUCAACAGAACCUACUGAUGAAAGGGAUAUCCGCACGAAAGAAGACGUUUCCUUAGUUUUGGAUUUAGCUACAAUCAAAAAGUCUGAAUUAAAUCCUUUGACACAAUGUCUAUAUCUUAAUAUGCAAGAUCACAAAAUUGAUAAUUUGAUGUUAUUAGAAGUGGACAAGCACAUCCUGGAAGCAUUCGACGAAAGAGACACAGUAUCGUUUCGCGGCAAUAAAGGUGAUGAGGCUAUGUUAUGUACAAAAAACCGGUCUUAUGAAAUCAAAGAGGCUGAAAUAUCCAAUUCAUGGUUGUUGGUACCCAACUUGAAACUGAACGAAGCAACAUGUACAGAAGAAAUAACUGAUAGAACUAUAGAUAGAAAAAAUAUCAGGAAAAUAUUUUCCUCAUAUUACGAGGUAAAGGAAACCAGACCUAAUUUAGCAAAUUUGUCCACUCUUCUUACACCGUCAUCCUUUAAUGGAUUGGAAUAUGAAUCUGUUAUAGAUCCAGAGACUUUGUACAGCUGGGAAAGAUUACGGAGUGAAAUACAAGCCAGUGAUUAUGAAUUAAAGCAAGCUUUAGAGGAUUUCUUAGUAGCUGAUAUAGACGGAUAUUUACGUCUUAUAUCGUUCGAUGUAGAAGGAAGAAGUAUAAAUUUGAUGUUCGAUUAUUUUGCAGAACAAUCUUGGGAACUCGAUGAGAUAGAUAAAGAAAAUACUUAUGAAUGUUUGAAGGAACUUAUUCACGAGCCAGUGUUUAACGCUAUAUUUGAAAGGUAUACAGAGCUGAGUACAGAGACAAAAGCUGAUGGUAGCCCAUUGUACAAAUAUGACGAAAAGAAAUGCUGCGCCAUGAUAGCAAAGAUCCUUCUUGCCGCUUCUCCUGUCACUGAAUACAGAGAAUUUAUGGAGAUAUGGAAAGAUGGGACUCCCGAAAAGAUGCAGCCGAAAGAAGAGUAUUUACGUGGAUUGGCUCUUAUAACAUACAACGCCAUAAAGACGCAGAAGGAAGUUGUAUCUUGUCUGGAGACGGAUUUGCCGAACAAUAUCCAUGAUAGGUUUAAGGAACUUUUCCAAAUCAAGGCCAAAUGGACUCCCGAAGAAAUAACGCCUUACAUUACGCGUUUUACAAGAGGUACAAUGAAUGCAAAUGCACUCCUAACGAAAUACGCCAGAUAUUCCACGAGAAACGGUAUAAAAUAUUACGGGUCGAAACACGGCAAGUGAUUUCUCUAUUUUAGCAAUUACAUUUUUGAUACGCAAUUUAUUAUUUUUAAUACCUAAGUACCUAAUAUAUACACAUGUGUUGUCGAUUACUUAUGUUAACACCAGAACAAUAGGUAAUGUACAACACCUCAAAAAUGUUGAAAUCAUACGCGCAGUUUAUUUUGCUUGUGAUCAUGAUACAUAGUUACAUUUACACAAUUUAUAAAUAUUUUUAAGAUGAGAAAUGAGAUUACAUGUGUGAUUUAUUUUUAUCGUCUCUUGCUUAACUGACAUAACAGCGACAUUAUCGGUGAUACAUUGUUGUUGUUAUCUCACCGUUUAAAAGACCAUAAUGUUAUAUUAGAGAAUAAUUAUCAAUUUCAAUGGCCAACAACUCUUGUGUCAUCCCAUUGACUAUGAAAUUGUCGUUUUAUCAUAGAAGCAUCUUACUAUUGCUCAAGUAAAAUUUUUCAUUAAUGCAUCUGACAUUAUCGAUAGUUAUACAAUCGAAUAUAACAUAUUUCUCGGAAAUACAGUGAGUUGAAUGAUCCUGGAUCAUUCUUAAAUUGGAUGCAAUCUCAUUAUAAGUUAUUACGUGUCAAAUAAUAAUCUCUUUCGUUUAUAUGUGUGGGAAAAUCUUAGGAAAGUACACAUACAAAAGAGAAUUGUCUACAUAAAUAAAUAUUUUUCUACAAUAAAAUUUGAGAAUCCAAUUUAAAUGUGAAUUUAUGAUUUAUAUAAUAAUAAUAAUUAAAUAAAUUGUAUAGUGUGUCUUGCAAACCUGAAAGAGAAAUACUCGUAACAGUGAGUAGUAUAAUUCAGUAUAUGGAAUAAUAGUGAUAAGAAGACUGCUGUAGAAAAUGUUUAUACAAUGUCGUUACUUUACAAAAUGCAUUAGUUAAAUUGGCUUGAUUGCUAACAUAUCGUUUCUCUCAAAUAUAAUAUAAUAAAUAUCGUUUCUAUAUGUUCUUUCGCAACAUAAACUAAAGAAGCGACUUAUGCUUUUGGCAAGAAAAUGCCGUCAAUAAUUGUAAAUACUGAUUAUGAAUUCUUGAGAUAAAACUGUUUCACAUUUCUAAUUCAACGUAAUUUACAACGCAAACGUUAUAUUCUUUUCCCUUUCGAGCAUACAAACAUACGCCUUGGCACAUGAAUCUUUAAAGCCACACACAUACCAUUUAGUAUAUUGAAUUUCACGAACUACAGGAUUUCGCGCUCGCGCCAAUUAUAACGAUACAAAAUGUGUCGAUGUAAUAUUUCGAGAUCUGAACAUUCCUUGUAGGUGAGAGAAACUGAGCUUCCCCAAAAACACAAAAAAGAAGAAUGAAUGCACAAAAUGGGAUAUUUCUUCUUUCGUCUUUAGAAUAUCCGAACGCGGAUUUCACAGAUGCGCAGUGUGUAUCGCUGCAAACUGCAUUGAUGAGCUAUCAGUGAUAUUCUUAUGUAAAGAUGGAACUUCCUAAAAAUAUCGUAGUCUCGUAGGAACUGACUCGCUGCUGAAAAAUGGUUUUUUGCCUUUUAUAAAAUAUUUUGUAUAAAUGUCGCAAAAUGGUACGAAUCAUUAAAUAAUUAUCUAAUAGAAGUAACAUUCAGUUCGCCCCCUUCUUUUUACAUUUUAUAAUCACUCCCCAUAGUACUCCUAUACGUAGGAAAUAGACUAUGAAAUUACGAAUUCGUAUUAAAAACAACGUUGUAAGAUUACAUUCCUACAAGAAAUUAUAUUCUCGCGUAAUAUAUUGAAGAGAGAAUCGUUUAAAUAUAUAUUUAUAAACAUAUACACAUACGCACGUCCUAAAAUACGUUUGCAUGUAUGUACACUUGGUUUCAACACGAACACUUUCUUUUCAAUCAAAGUUUGAAACGUAGCCGAUGGCUCGAUGUUUGUUUUUUUCAUUAGUUCCCGGAAAUUGAACUACGGGUCGGCUACGUUUCGAGCUGCAUUGAAAGAAAAGAGUGUUCAAAACCACUUUGAAACCGAGUAUAUGUAGUCAACCGACUACGAGAUGACACAAAUUAAACGAAAAAGUCUUCUUUUAAGCGUGAAUUUAACUUUACUAGAUACUAAUG